GGCGCCGGCAGGUCCACCCCGUCCUCGGGGCUGGUGUUUCCUAGCGCGGCGGCGGCGGCUCCCGGGACCCUGCCCCUGCCCCUGGGCCGGGUAGGGUCGGGGUGCGGGGGACCCCCGAAGACCGCCCGGUGCUCGCCCGCUCCGGGUGCCUCUCCUUGCUCCCGCGCCGCCUGGUGGAGCAGCAACAGAUCCAGAGGCAGCAGGAAAAUGGCAUCUGGUGAUGAAAAGGCUGUUACCCGCAGGGCCAAGGCGGCCCGGGCAGAGAGGAUGAGCCGGUUCCUGCGGCACUUCACCGUGGUCGGGGACGACUACCACUCCUGGAACAUCAACUACAAGAAGUGGGAGAACGAGGAGGAUGAGGAGGACGGGGAGGAGGAGCAGCAGCCACGGCCCGCGCCAGCCCAGGGCGAGGAGGGCAGGGACGCCGAGGCUGCGUCCGUCCCCGCGCCCCGACCGCCCCCCGACUUCAGCGCCAAGCUGAGGAAGCUCUUCAGCUCCCACCGCUUCCAGGUCAUCAUCAUCUGCCUGGUGGUUCUGGAUGCCCUGCUGGUGCUGGCCGAGCUCAUCCUGGACCUGAAGAUCAUCGAGCAGGACAAGAACAAGUACGCGGCCAAGGUGUUCCACUGCAUGAGCAUCGCCAUCCUGGCCUUCUUUAUGGUGGAGAUUUUCUUGAAGAUAUUUGUCUUCCGCCUGGAGUUCUUUCACCACAAGUUUGAAAUCCUGGACACGGUGGUCGUGGUGGUCUCGUUCGUCCUCGACAUUGUCCUCCUCUUCCAGGAGCACGAGUUUGAGGCUCUUGGCCUGUUGAUCCUGCUCCGGCUAUGGCGGGUGGCCCGGAUCAUCAAUGGGAUAAUUAUUUCGGUGAAGACCCGUUCCGAACGGCAACUCUUGAGGCUGAAACAGAUGAAUAUUCAGCUGGCUGCCAAGAUCCAGCACCUCGAGUUCAGCUGCACUGAGAAGGAGCAAGAGAUCGAAAGACUCAACAAGCUGCUGCGGCAGCACGGCCUCCUGGGCGAGGUGAACUAGCGUGGCAGCCCUGCGGGAGAAGAGCAGCGGCGGGCGCGGUGGGGGCCGGCCUCGCGGCGGCUGGGCCUUCCCCUGGCCCUGAGAAUCGCAGCAGCUAUUUUCCCGCCCGGGACACUUAGCCCUCGGUGAAAGCCAGCACACUUGGACAGUGGCCAGCUGUAUAUAAACUUUCAUCGCCCCGCACGCAGUUCUCCAGCACACGUCCGCGGCGCCCGCACCCUCUCCUAGAGCACCGGGCAGGCGAGGCGAGCAGCCGGCCGCUCCACGC
Messenger RNA from Chinchilla lanigera (long-tailed chinchilla), 1294 nucleotides. RefSeq names its product hydrogen voltage gated channel 1 (gene Hvcn1). Gene Ontology annotation, cellular component: plasma membrane. The coding region runs from base 208 to 1026 and encodes 272 amino acids. Gene Ontology annotation, molecular function: voltage-gated proton channel activity. Lineage: Eukaryota; Metazoa; Chordata; Mammalia; Rodentia; Chinchillidae. The transcript is spliced from 7 exons. The record is from RefSeq and is a predicted model, not a curated record. Gene Ontology annotation, biological process: proton transmembrane transport.